AUGGGAGGAAGCCCCCACAACAGCUCAGGGCUGCCUCCUUUCACCUUGACUGGACUCCCAGGGCUGGAAACCUCUCAACACUGGAUGAUUUUGCUCCUUGGUCCUCUCUACAUUGUCUCCAUUGUGGGCAAUGCCCUUAUCCUUCUCAUUAUCAAGGAGGAGCAGAGCUUACACCAGCCCAUGUACUACUUCUUGUCCAUGCUGUCAGUUAAUGAUCUCGGUGUGUCUUUCUCCACACUGCCCACGGUUCUGGCCACUUUUUGCUUCCACUUGAAGGAGAUAAGUUUCAACUCAUGCAUGACCCAAAUGUUCUUUAUCCAUUUCUUCUCCUUCAUGGAGUCUGGGAUCCUGUUGGCCAUGAGCUUUGACCGCUAUGUGGCCAUCUGUAACCCCCUGCGCUAUGCCACGGUGCUCACUGAUGCCCACGUUGUGCGAAUGUGCAUAUCUGUUAUUAUCCGCAGUUUCUGUGUCAUCCUCCCACUGCCUUUACUUCUGAAGAGGUUAUCUUUUUGCAAGGCCAAUGUUCUUUCUCAUGCCUACUGCCUGCAUCCAGACCUCAUCCACCUGCCUUGUGGAGACAUCACUAUCAAUAAUGUUUUUGGUCUCUUCAUUGUCAUCUCUACCUUUGGCCUGGAUUCUGUACUUAUCCUCAUCUCCUAUGUACUCAUAGUUCGCUCUGUACUGGCCAUUGCUUCUCAGGAGGAGAGGCUGAAGACAAUCAACACAUGCAUGUCACACAUGUGUGCUGUGCUGAUCUUCUAUGUGCCCAUGGUUGGUGUUUCCAUGGUUGCUCGCUAUGGGAGGCAUGCCCCACAGUACGUACACACUCUCAUGUCUCUGAUAUAUCUCUUCAUGCCUCCGAUGCUCAAUCCUGUCAUAUAUUCUAUCAAAACAAAAGAGAUUCGUCGGAGGCUGUGCAAAAUACUACUGGGAACCAAGUUCUGA
This is a messenger RNA of Lepus europaeus (European hare), 945 nucleotides long. Its product is annotated as olfactory receptor 51I1-like. Lineage: Eukaryota; Metazoa; Chordata; Mammalia; Lagomorpha; Leporidae. Gene Ontology annotation, biological process: G protein-coupled receptor signaling pathway. Bases 1 to 945 code for a protein of 314 amino acids. Gene Ontology annotation, molecular function: olfactory receptor activity; G protein-coupled receptor activity. The record is from RefSeq and is a predicted model, not a curated record. The transcript has a single exon. Gene Ontology annotation, cellular component: membrane.